AAGAAAAUAUAUGAAAGCCUUUGGUUAAACAACUCCACCAUGGAGUUCAUUGUUUUGCUACCUUGUAACAAAAAUAGACCUCGAACCGGCAGAAAGAUUGAAGUGUCUAGUCCUAGUUGUGUUCGAGAAUGGCUUGGAGAAAGGAGUGCUUGGACCUCGUACUGGUGCCACUAGGUUUAAUGAUCAUGUCUGGCUACCAUCUCUACCUUCUACACAGAUGUGUAAGAUCUCCGGAGACCACAGGCAUUGGCCACGAAAAUCAUUACAGAAAGGCUUGGGUUGAGAGAGUAUUGCAGGUAGAGGGAAAAGAAAGGGGUUUAUAUUUAACAGUAAUAGCUAGCACCAUAACAGCAUCAACUUUCUUGGCAUCGACCUCUCUAGCUCUAAGCUCUCUAAUCGGAGCAUUGGUAGUCAGCUCUUCUCAUAACAUCUUCAUAAACAGUGUCGUAUAUGGUGAUACAAGUUCAUCAGUCAUCACUGUCAAGUAUAUCUUCCUGCUCAUAUGUUUCCUAGUGGCUUUUGCUUCUUUUCUUCAAUGUGCGAGGUCCUUAGUCUAUGCCAACUUCCUUAUCAGCAUGCCAAAUAGUGAUAUACCAGUGAGUUACGUGCAGAAGGCAGUUAUAAGAGGAAGCACUUUUUGGUCUAUUGGGUUAAGAGCGAUCUACUUUGCCACAAAUUUGCUGAUGUGGAUUUUUGGUCCAAUACCCAUGUUCGUAACGUCAUUGGUUUUGGUGGCGAUUUUGAACAUUUCUGACACAAAUUCAACCCCAUUCCAUCAGUUUAAAUCUGCUAAGAGUCAUAGCAUGUUCAGGAGGAUAAGUGAGGAGGUACAUCUGCACUUGCAACAGUAAUUGAGCGCAAUGAAAAGAAACAUGGAGUUGGUAAAUCAACAGGUCAAGAGCCAUAAUAUUGUUAAAUAUAAUUUAUAAUUUUCAAAAUCUUUUAUUAGCUUUUAUGGUCUUUUUCAGUUGUCUUUUAUUAGCUUUUAUGGUCUUUUAUUAAGAGGAAAUAUUUCUACUUCUUCAUUAAUUAAGUUUUGUAGUUUUUUUACUCUUCCUUGUACUAUAAAAGGUCAGCAGAACAAGGAAAAUAUAACAAGAUUUGCCUCUGA
Populus trichocarpa (black cottonwood) is the source of this 1111-nucleotide messenger RNA. RefSeq lists its product as uncharacterized. NCBI's taxonomy places the organism in Eukaryota, Viridiplantae, Streptophyta, Magnoliopsida, Malpighiales, Salicaceae. The transcript has a single exon. The coding region runs from base 129 to 851 and encodes 240 amino acids. The record is from RefSeq and is a predicted model, not a curated record.